AUGUCUUACCAGAAUGAGCAGCAGUGCAAACAGCCUUGCCAGCCACCUCCCAUCUGCUUACAGCCCAAGUGUCCUGAGCCAUGCCCUCCUCCCAAAUGCCCUGAGCCUUGCCCCCCUCCCAAAUGCCCAGAGCCAUGUCCACCACAGCAGUGCCAGCAGAAAUGCCCCCCAUGCCCUCCACCCUGCCAGAAGUGCCCACCUAAGAGGAAGUAA
Molecule: messenger RNA, 213 nt
Organism: Gracilinanus agilis (Agile Gracile Mouse Opossum)
Lineage: Eukaryota; Metazoa; Chordata; Mammalia; Didelphimorphia; Didelphidae
Product: small proline-rich protein 2E-like
Exons: 3
Coding region: 1-213 (70 amino acids)
Cellular component (GO): cornified envelope
Source: RefSeq, a predicted model, not a curated record